AUGCCGGGCGGCGGGAAUCUAGUUAGGAGCGAAAGGUAUAGGAAAACGCCGCGGACCCCAAGGUCGACGCACGCGACUUACUACUACACGCGAUCCUUGGUUUUAGGAUCGCCGGUAAAAAAACGUUAUAAGAGCCCCAGGACAAGAUGUCAGUCCGCUCCAAAAGUAAUGGAUAGUCACAGUAGAUCGGCGUCCCCCCGGGACUCCGCGAGGCCGCAGCAUCGUCCACCAUCGCCGCCAGCUUCCCCUGGUGCCUUCGACAACCGAGCCUACCAACACGACGAGUCAGAUCCCAACCACAAUGACUCCUUCACCUCCAACGGACCACAUCAAAACGGUCACAGCAAGGAGCCGAACGGAGACACGAAAACCUUAGAAGCCGUCAACCUAGAACUGAUAAACCUGACACCCAAGAACGGUGCCAAGAAAAAGGAUGUGGAAGUCGAUAUGAACUCCACCAACCCCUACGACGAAUAUUUCGUGCCGGUCAACGAGCACAGGAAAUAUAUGAGAGGUGAAAAGUUAUACGUGACUGCGGACAAGCGAGGUGAGAAGGGAGGCUGUAAACGACCGCUCUGUUGGACGCUACUUGGGCUGAUUGUUGCGGCCAUAGUGGCUCUCAUUGUUUUAGCAGCAACUGGAAUACUAUUUUCAAAUUCUCCGACCGCUCUCGAACCUUACAACUCAUCUGUGAGUUCAGCGCGCGCUUUCAGCGGCAUCACACACGUCCACAGUCACGAUCAUGAUCACAACCAUGAUCACGACCAUGACCACAACCACGACCACAGCCACGACCACGACGACCAAGGCCGCAACGAACAACCGACCACACCAGCCUUUGGAACGCAAAGUGACGAAGCUCAGGAACCUUCUAUAUCUGGAGAGAGCGGUGAUAUGUCCAUAUACAUACCAAAAACUGUAGAAGGAGAACUGAGAAUCGAUAAUGAAGUAUUCACGCCUGCAUUAGAAGACCCCGAGAGUGACGAGUACAGAGACUUUAAAGCCAACUUCGGCGACGCUCUCAAACACGCAUUGUUCAACAGGAACAGUUUAGAGAACGGUGACAACGAGAUAAUGGUUGAAGUUGUUCAGAUAAGAAACGGCUCAAUUAUAGUCACAUAUAGAAUACAUUGGAUUCCAAAACACAAUUCGGAACAGAAGACCGAAGAACUUUUGACACCGAACAUUUUGAAAACAAAACUGGACAAUUAUCUAAAUGAGAACCACAGAAUGAUAAGCGUCUAUCAUGUUGCUGAAGAGAAUUUAUCGACGACACAGGUCCUUGACUUGUGUAAAAUAAACAACAAUGACUGCGAAUACAAAUGUGAAUUUGACGAAGCCACCUUAGAGUUCAAUUGUAUAUGUCCGCCUGGUCAAAUAAUAGAUAUCAAUUCACCAAAAAAGUGCGUGGCUCUACUUUAUAACUCUGAACGACAAAAUAAACCUGAAAUAACCACAGCGAGAAUGGCCUCUCUGGAACCGAAUGUUAAUACUAUGGGAUCUUCCGCUGAAGAAGAAAAAUCGGAAUCCGAACACGACAUGGAAAAUACAUAUGAUUGGAAAGACGAUCGCCAAAUGAUAGCGCAAACAUCUCCUAAAGCCGACACCGAUUUGAACUUUUCUCAUCUAUUCGGUCAAUCUGAUUCAGAAACACCGAAACCAGAACCUGAACCGUCAGCAGAUGAAGUUAAACCGGAGCCUGAACCUGAGCCCGCACAAUCAAAUCCUGCUCCCGAACCAAUACCAGAAAUCAAACCGCAACCUGAACCGCAACCCGAACCUGAGCCCACCUCUGAGCCGGAACCUGAACCUACAGCAGAACCAAAACCUGAACCAGAGCCUGAACCCUCGUCAGAACCAAAACCUGAGCCAGAACCUCAACCUCAACCUGAACCAGAGCCUGAACCUCAACCCGAACCAAAGCCAGAACCUGAACCAGAACCUACGUCAGAACCACAACCUGAACCUCCAUCUCAAACAAGCCUUGUUCCGACAGUAGUACCAGAACCUAACCCAAUCACAGGAAUUAAUACCCAAGCAGAACCUGAGCCUACAAUGAUGUUCAAUUCCGAGCCAAGUUCAAUUCCAAAAUUUGAUGUAGAACCAGAAGUUACAACAGACAACAUGCAAAAUAUGAGAAGUAUAGAUGAAAUCUAUAACUCUCAUGAAGUUACUACUAUGGCGAUGCCUGAUGCAGGUAAAACACUAGCACCUCUUACAAGUGACGAAAUCUCUUCAAUUCUUAAGCAAAAUGAAGAAUCUGCAUCUAUGACCGAAAAUGACCAACGAAGUUCAGACCAUUCAACGUUUGAUUUAGACAGCAUCAUUGGACUUAAUUCUAAUGAGUCAAGUCAGACAUCGAACAACGAACCUGCAACUGAAACUAAUGCUGAAAUAAUUCCAGUGACAAUAAACAGUAAUAAAAACGAAAUGGCUGAAAGCAUUCCAAUGACGACCACCAUGAAAACAAUUUUAGACACAAAAAUGAUUGGUGAAGAUUCGAAUGGAUUAAAAAUGAAUAUUGCUUUAGGCUCAAACGAAGCUGAACCAUCAAGUGCUACUGAAUUUAAUAUUAAUAAUUAUACAGUCAGCGACAAUGAAUGGCUUGAAUAUGACGAUAAUAAUAAGUCAACACCCUCAAUUGAUAUGAAUUCUGAAGUUAACAAAGAAAUGGAAUCACAAAUGCAAACUGAAAUGAAUAACGAACAAAUCACUAAAACCGAACCGAGAUCUUCUAAAGCGUUUGGGGAUUUUAUGUAUGAAACCACAACCGAGAAAAUGAGCGAAAUGGACAAUGAUGAUAUAACAUUCGACCUCAUAAAGAAAAAUGGUGAAACGCUCGAAAUGGAAACUACUCCUUUGACGGAUAUGGAAAAUCAACAACCUACAGAAAAUAUGCUUGAUAUUAUUGGUAUAAAGGCCGAUGACAUGGCAAGUAAAAGCAGUGUAGAAACAACAACACCUCAGAAUAUUGUUAAAAGUGAAACGUACAAACCAACGACAGAAGUCGAGCCUGUAAUCCUUAAGGAAAUGGGAUAUGGUCUAACCACUGAAUCGAAUAUACAAACAAGUCCUGAAAAUAAAGUAACAGUAGAUUUGCCGACACAGGAUAAAGAAAUACUCAACACAAACACGGAACCCAUCGAAACAACAACAGCUAAAAUGGAAUUGAAUCAAGCUUUUUCAUUAAAUGAACAAAAUAAAAACACCAAAGAAGAUAAAGAAUUAAUAGAGGCGUUAGAAAUAACGACAGCUUCAACUGAUGAACCUGAAGAAUCAACUACAAAAAGAAGUGCAUCAGAUGAAAGCACCGAUGUAACUUUUGACACUAUUAGUCUGCUUUAUAACCGUUCUUCGAAAUCAAUGGAUGAUAAAGAGAACACUGCCACUGAAGUGACUAUUUCGAAUGAUAUUCUAAGCUCCUCCGGGGAAACUUCUACGGAUUCUGAUUGGCUAUCUGAAUCAGUGACAGAAAUGAACUACGAAGAACUUGUUAAUAAAAUGAACUCACCCGUCACAACAGAAAUUCCACAUGUUAAAGGAGACGAUAACAUGAGCCGAGGUGUCAACAAGGACGACUUUGAACCGGAUUACUUAAAUAUUGGCUCUAAAUCGAAUAAAAUGUCUGACCACGAGGAACCUUUAUAUGGAAUGAUAACUGACUAUGAUUCUGAAGACUCGAGAGUCAAAAGAGUGAACAUGGCUGGCAAAGAGAAUAAAACUACUCCCAUAGAAAAAACUAUGACAUUAAAUGCCUCUCAAAUUACUGUCUUCGAAACAACAACAGUAAGUCAGUACAUUUACAAAGCAGCUGGCAACAGUUCCAAAGAAGAAGAUAUCCAGUCUAUUGUUUCGUCUCCAGCUCCCGUUUGGGAAGAAACAGAAGUAGAAAACCAAACAACAAUGUCACCAUCAUCGUCUCAAGAAACAAACGAAAGUAUCCAACAAAAUGUUGAUACAAAUAUCACAUUAACAACAACACCCGUACCAUUUGCAACAACACCUUCAAAUAAUGAUCAGAAUAAUUCUGAAAGCGAAUUAAACCAAGAUGAAAUGAUCGAUUCGAACGCUCAAAAUACAACUCUAGUGAAUAACUUAAACGUAACGAUAUACGAAAUAUCUAACACUACUGACAAUCAGUCGUUUGUAUCCACUAACCCUAACAAUCCAUUACAAUCUGAUAUCAUAUCUCAUAUUGAUCACGAAACAGAUAUGAAUCCAUUCUUACCCGAGGCGGAAAACAAUAAAAUUCUCGUGAAAAAACUCCAAGAAGGUCAUGAUAUAGAACCGACUAAUGUAAACGAAACACAGAACGAAAGUGUUGAUGAUCAUAAUACGAACACUUCAAACGUUGCUGCUAUGGAACCGAAACAAUCUGUAGAAGAAACUGCGCAGAUGAAUGAUCUUAAUGUUAUUGGUGUUAAACCAGAGACUACAACACCUGCAACGGCUGCAAGUCCCGAAGACGAUCUUAUAUUUAAUCAUCUGUACACAAACAGUGUAUCUCGCGAUGAAGCUUUCACUACAGAAACAAAUAAACCAGUUGAAGACGCACCAACUCCAGAAGAGAGUAAGGAAGUUUUGCCUAUUUCAACAUUCCUGUUAGACACAGACGAUUUGGACGUCACAAAAACACCACCAUCUUCAGCGGAAAACGAUUUAAAAAGUAGGGCUAGCAUUGACGUCACGAGUUCAAAGUCCAAUGAAGAUGUCAACCAAUUUCUAAAUAUCGUACCCAUAGAACCUGAGAAAAGUAACGAAGCACUGAACAAAAACUUAAAUUCCGAGAGCAUCCAAGAACUAAACGACAUCAGUGACUCACCAAAGAAAAGCGACAGGACGAUAGAUGUUAACAAUUUGGAAGCUAGAUACUUUUAA
Molecule: messenger RNA, 4878 nt
Organism: Danaus chrysippus (African queen)
Lineage: Eukaryota; Metazoa; Arthropoda; Insecta; Lepidoptera; Nymphalidae
Source: the annotation of a GenBank genome assembly